This is a messenger RNA of Owenia fusiformis, 3613 nucleotides long. The record is from the annotation of a GenBank genome assembly. Lineage: Eukaryota; Metazoa; Annelida; Polychaeta; Sabellida; Oweniidae.
CUGAAAACAGUGUAAGCAAUAAAAAAUGUUGGAAGGAAAUUCGAAGGAUUUGCCCAAAGAUUGGCGUCAAAUAUCUGGAGUACCUGAUUAUGGAUUUCGGGUUAAACUUAAUCAGAAGUUCGAACAAAAAUGUGGGCCCAUGACGAUACCGAGAAUACACAUUUUGCCCUCCUUAGUUGGUCUAACUUUUAGGUAUAUUGGAUACACAUUGUCAAGGUAUAGAAAUGGAAAACGGCCAUAUAUUGAUCACAAUAACCUCAUCAAACACAAGCCCAUGUAUGGUGUGCCUAUAGGGGGUAUUGGAUGUGGUACUAUAGGACGAGGCUACAAGGGAGAGUUCUGCAGGUUUGCUCUUAUACCUGGCAUGUACUACUGGAAUGAGGUUGAUGCAGACCAAUUUAUUGUAAACAUUCGUAAAAGGGGUCAAACAGUGUACCAACAGGUCUUAUCUACCAAGAGACCAAAGGGAAAGGGCCUGAACUCUUGGAACUGGGCAUAUAAUGGAGAGUUUGCUACCUACCAUGGCCUUUACCCAAGAGCUUGGACUGUCUACGAGCUACCUGGGCAGAAUGUCACUCUUGUGUGCCGGCAGAUCUCCCCAGUCAUUCCUCAUGAUUACAAGGAAAGUACUAUACCUGCAGCUGUUUUUGUAUGGACCGUAGAAAACAGGAAUAGUGAGCCAAUAGAUGUCAGUAUAACAUUCACCUUCAAGAAUGGUCAGGGGAGCUCACAAGACUUGAAAGGAGGGGCAUGGAAUGAGCCUUUUGUUUCUAAUGAGGAAGUGGCAGAUAAGACAUCAGGUGUGCUUAUACACCAAAAACUCAAGGAUAAUCCUUGUACUAUGGCUAUAUCUGCUAGACAUAGGGAGGGAGUCAGAGUGAGCCAUUGUGUCGCAUUUGAUCCAAAAACUCCAGCCAAGGAUUUAUGGUAUGAUUUGAUGCAGAAUGGAGUACUUGGGCAAAGUACAGAAAGAAGUAAGGAAACUACUAAAGGUAAAGAGAUAGCAGGGGCAGUAUGUGCUCAAUGUACAGUGGAAGCUAAUUCCAGUAACUACGUAGAACUCAGUCUUACUUGGGACAUGCCCGUCAUUCACUUUGCUAACAAAGGUCGACUAUACUGCAGGCGGUAUUGUCGGUGGUUUGGUAGCGAGGGUGAUGCAUCUCCUAGACUAUCAAGCUAUGCCCUGAACAACUAUCCAAUGUGGGAAAAGAAAAUAGAAGAAUGGCAAAAUCCAGUAUUACAAAAUCUAAAUCUGCCCACGUGGUACAAGUCAGCACUUUUCAAUGAGCUUUACUAUGUGAGUGAUGGUGGGACUGUUUGGGUGGACAUAAAGCAGGAUCCAGACUACAACAAAUCUGACCAUAUAAUUGAAAACCCUCUACAAGAAGAGUAUGGGAAGUUUGCUUAUCUGGAAGGACAUGAAUACAGGAUGUACAAUACAUAUGACGUCCACCACUAUGCUUCGUUUGCUCUGGCAAUGUUGUGGCCCAAACUGCAGAUUAGCCUUCAAUAUGACAUAGCUAAUGCUAUCAGGAUGGAAGACCGUACCUCAGUGAAGUUUGUUAUGGAUGGCAACAAAAACCUUGCUAAAGUGAAAGAUAUGGUGCCCCAUGAUAUAGGAGACCCUGAAGAUGAGCCAUGGCUACUGAACAAUGCUUACCAUGUCCACCCAACUAGUGAAUGGAAAGAUCUCAACAUAAAGUUUGUGCUCCAAGUAUUCAGAGAUUACGCAGGAACUAAAGACGAGAAAUAUCUUAAAGAUAUGUAUCCCCUCGCCAAGGAUGUUAUGAACAAUUCAUUGCGUUGGGACACGGAUGAUGAUGGUAUCAUAGACAAUGGGGGUUUUGCAGACCAGACAUAUGAUGCCUGGAUAGUGACAGGAGCAAGUGCAUACUGUGGAGGAAUGUGGCUGUCUGCACUGAAGAUAAUGGUAGAAAUGGCUGAGAAACUCGAUCUCCCUGAAGAUGCUCAAUAUUUCAAUGCAAUUCUAGAGAAAGGCAAAGUGUCUUUCGAAACUAAACUUUGGAAUGGUAGCUAUUACAACUAUGACAGCAGUAAGGCAGUAUAUCAUGACAGCGUUAUGUCUGACCAACUGGCUGGACACUGGUUCCUGAAGGCAUCAGGCCUACCAGAUGAUGCAGUUUUUCCAAAGGAGAACAUCCAUACUGCACUGGAUACAAUAUACAAGCAUAACAUCCUUCCAUUCAAGAAUGGGACCAUGGGAGCCAUCAAUGGUAUGAGGCCCAAUGGCAAGAAGGAUUUAACCAGUGUUCAAUCAGAGGAGUUCUGGACUGGAGUUACCUAUGGACUAGGGGCUACCAUGAUACAAGAGGGGAAGGUAGAAAUGGGAUUUCAGACAGCAUAUGGUGCCUACCGCACAGUCUAUGAGGAUUAUGGUCUUGCUUACCAGAGCCCAGAGGCCUAUAUGGAGGGAGGUUACUACAGGUCCUUGGGGUACAUGAGGCCCCUGUGUAUAUGGUCCAUACAAUGGGCCUUGGAGAGAUUUCACCCAAAUAUUCUCAAAUAACACACUUAGCUUCAAGCUGAUUACAAAAACACUACUGUGAUCAGAAUUUUAUUUUAAUCAAAAUAGUUUUUUUCUACAUAUGGAUUGAUCGAAUCGUUGUAAAUGUUUGCAGCGGACAUUUCUCUCAUUUUUCGAGAAAUAUAUUCCUUAAUGAUCCAUGACAUAAUUCAGAUUUGCAUUUUAUUUUCUGAUUUUUGUUUCACCUUAUAAAGGAAAUUAAGUGGGUGAACGAUUUGCAUUAUUAACCAGAGUGAAAAAGGGAAGGAUGGUCAAAAGUUCAAAACCAUGGUCAUCUAGUGAAAAAAUCAUUUCAAAACCAUACUUUACUUAAGCUUAUAAAAAUCAUUUCAUAUUUGUUUUCACUUGAAUUUUAAAAAAAGGAAAGGAAAAUUAGUUAGUAUCAUGUGAAAUAUUUGCACCGAAAUUUAAAUUUCAACUGAUUUUUAGACCUGAUUACUAUGGAAUCUAGAUUUAAGUGUCAUUUUUGCUUAACAAAAUUUUACAAAAUACUGUUUUGCUGAUUUUUACUUAAUGUUGUACGAUGCUGCCGCCAUUUCGCAAAAUACUCUCUUCAUUUCCCUAUGUUGGGAGAUCACUUGUAAUGUUGUUUAUUGCAAGAAAAUCAAAUAUAUGUACAGUGUGUAAAAAAGGAAAUAGGUCGUCCAAAACUAUUGACUAAUUUGUGAUCAACCGUCGUAAUUUAACUGAUUAUUUUACUACUUAUUUUAUUUAUUUAUACUUUUCCCAAUACGAGGUUUAAACAAUUUUCAACAACGCUUCAAGCACAUCAUUUUACACAAGCUUAUUCUUGGAAUUAACUAAGUAAAAUAAAGCUAGUCGAGAUUUUAUUUUUAAUAUUCUAACCUUAAAAAUGCAAAAUGACGAAAUAUGUCAUUUCUUGAACAAAUUGAAAAACUAAUUUUAAAAGAGUUUGUCUAGUUUAUUGAUCUCUUUGUGUAUUUUAGUUUCUUAACAGUACAGCUGAACUGCUUUAUUGAAACUCAAAAUCAUGUAGACAUAUCAAAUCCAUAUGACGUUUGUCAUAAUUUUAUUUCACUGUAAAUAAGUACUUUAAUUUAUACAUUA